Molecule: messenger RNA, 1770 nt
Organism: Lycium ferocissimum
Lineage: Eukaryota; Viridiplantae; Streptophyta; Magnoliopsida; Solanales; Solanaceae
Product: calmodulin calcium-dependent NAD kinase-like
Exons: 9
Coding region: 16-1572 (518 amino acids)
Molecular function (GO): ATP binding; kinase activity
Source: RefSeq, a predicted model, not a curated record
AAAAAGAACUUACACAUGGUAAAAUAUGGAGAAGUGGUUAUAACUUCUUAUAUAUUGCCUGCAAGUCUUGUGGGAAUAAUAUCUGCUUUAGCCAUGCAUCAUCUUCGCAAAUAUAAAACCAAAGUUGAUAAUUACAUGAUGAUAAAUCCCCUUGCUCCUAUUUUGGACACAACUGAAUCUGGUCGUGCUGGUGGUAGACUCGAAAAGUUUUCCCAUUAUGUUGCAAGGCAAUUGGGGUUUAAAGAUGAAAGUGAGUGUCCAAGGUUAAUGGAGCUAGUACAGGAAUACUUGAAGAGAUCCAAAGGGUGUGAUAAUACCAUCUUUGAAUACUUUGCAAAUGAAGAAGAUGCUGAAUCUUUGUACAUCAAAUUGGAGAAUGAAUUAGAGAGUUGCAUUCUUGCUUAUUUUGCUUUUCAUUGGAGUAAAGUUUCUAUGUUAAUUAGCCAGGUGUCAAGUGUUGAUUCUGAGCAAAAAAAGCUCAAGGAUAUGGUGCUGGCGGCUACAAGGAAGCAGAGAUUCGAGAAGAUAACAAAGGAUUUGAAAGUGACUAGAGUAUUUUCUACGUUGGUGGAUGAGAUGAGGGCAAUUGGAACAGUAUCAUCAAAUGGGAGAGAGUCCAAAUGUACAGAUGUGAUGGUACCUGUGGCUCACAGUCAAAGAAGUCCAGUGCUCCUACUUAUGGGUGGCGGAAUGGGAGCUGGCAAAAGCACUGUCCUUAAAGACAUCCUCAAACAGUCAUUUUGGUCCGAAGCAGCUGAUAAUGCUGUGGUGGUAGAGGCAGAUGCUUUCAAGGAGACUGAUGUAAUUUACAGAGCCAUCAGCUCAAGAGGCCACCAUCAUGACAUGCUUCAAACAGCAGAAAUGGUACAUCAAAAUUCAACAAAUGCAGCAUCUUCCCUGCUAGUCACAGCUUUAAACGAAGGGCGCGAUGUUAUAAUGGAUGGAACCUUAUCAUGGGAGCCAUUUGUUGAACAGACCAUAGCCAUGGCAAGAAAAGUACACGAAUAUCGAUAUCGUAUGGGGGACGGUUACAAGGUUGCAGAGGAUGGCACAGUUAGUGAAAAUUAUUGGGAACAAGUUGAACAAGAAGAAGGAGAAGAGGCUAAGAAUAUCACUAAACCUUACAGAAUAGAAUUGGUUGGAGUUGUAUGUGAUCCUUACCUAGCUGUUGUUAGAGGUAUCAGGCGAGCUAUAUCAACAGGGAGGGCAGUUAGAGUAAAGUCCCAAUUGACAUCUCACAAGAGAUUUGCAAAUGCAUUUCCUAAAUACUGUAAUCUUGUUGAUAACGCCAGGCUAUACUGCACCAAUACCAUAAGCGCCUCAAGACCAUCGUUAAUAGCAUGGAAAGAUGGAGAAAAUAAACUGUUGGUGGAACCAGAGGACAUCAAAUGUCUUGAAAUGGUAAAAAAUGUGAAGGAAGAAGCAGAAUCCAUUUAUGAGCUGUACGAAGAAGAAGAUGUUUUGUCCCAAUCUGCUUGUGUCUGGAAAAACAUGGUUUUGUUACCUGCAAGGUCUAGUCUCCAGCAAGAGCUCAAAACUGCAAUUGUAAAAAUUGAAAAUUUGGCAAAAUAGGUGUUUGCUUCAAUAAGCAAAAAUUGAAUAGAGAAGCAACUUCCUCCUUUUUUUUUUGGGGGGGGGGGUUUAAAUUGGAUGUUCUCUCUCAUAGACCAAACGAUUGUAAAAUCAUUUUUUAUAACAGUGAUGUCCAAAUCAACUUGUGAACGUGAACUUGAGCUAUUCUAAUGAUCUAAGCCCUCAAUGUUUCUCUAA